AUGUUCGUUUUCACCCACCAAAAUCUCAUGAACGGCAUCUUCGACCACGCCAUUGCCAGAAGAAACGGCAACCAAUACUUUCUCGUCCUCUCCAGAGUAUACGGCCUUGCUCCUUAUCGCGAGAUCAGCCACCUAAAUGUCUCAACCCCACAAUCUUCGACACCACUGCCCCUUUCCAAUGAGGGCCGUCCGUGUAUCUGGUUGGACUGCAGCACGGAUCGCUCUGACUUCAUUCCUCUUCAGAAUCCCAGUAUCGUCACUGCAUUACUCAAUGCUCAGCCAAAGCCCAUUAUCAAGUUGUGUGGUCUUACCAGACGUAUCUCCCCUCCAACCGGAACAGACCGUUACUCGAAGAGUGAGGAGAUAGAGGUUGAAAAGGUUGAGUUGCUCCUCUCCGAAGACGAGCUGGUGCACUCGUGCUAUUACUGCGGCGAGUUGGAGAUGGACGGAAGUGAGCACUUUGAGCGCAUCGGCGGAAAAGGAUACAAUUCGACGUAUGGAUGCGCGGAAUGCAUGUCUACGCCUUGGAUUAGCAGAGCGGUUUUCGAGGUUGCAAAGUGCUGGGAUAACAAACAAUGA
Molecule: messenger RNA, 579 nt
Organism: Cyclocybe aegerita
Lineage: Eukaryota; Fungi; Basidiomycota; Agaricomycetes; Agaricales; Hemipholiotaceae
Source: the annotation of a GenBank genome assembly